GCAAGAGGCUGGCUGGUGGCAAGGGGCAAAGGCUUCAGAGAGAAAGAAAGGGGAAGAGAUUAAAAACACCAACAACAAAAUCAAGUGCAGGAGAGCAGCUGAAGACUGACAGGAAGUGAAUGUUAGAGAGAGGGAGUCAUAAAAGCCAGGAGAGAGAGGCUGAGAUUGAAACUCUGCUGCUGCAGGUGGAGGUCCGUCACCUCUGAACCACUGGAAGAGACACGCUGAGGCUGAGAAUUAAGACUCUGACAGAGACCAAGAGGACAGCCAUGUCUGCAGUCAGACCAGAGAUCCGGCCGUAAAAGACAAGAGGCGGUCGCCCCCCUCCAACAGAUCCCCCACCGGCCCACAACGCAACCCUCACCACAGCGGCUCCACAGACGAACAGGAGAGCCCCGAGAGAGUGGUGCAGAAGGAGAAGCUUCAUGCGGAGCUGAAACAGGUGUUGAGUCAGAAGAGAAGUCACCUGAGAGAGUCGACCUGCCAACUGGCCCAACCAGAGAUGGACUCAGAUCCCACAGAAGAACAGACGAGUGUGGAGGAAGCCUCUAAGAUAGUGGAAAUCGUGGUGGAGACAGAGGCGGAGGCUGGAGCCAGCGGCUACAGUGUGACUGGUGGAGGAGAGCGAGGGAUCUUUGUUAAAGACGUCCUCAAAGACUCUCCAGCUGCCAAACAUCUCAGCCUACAGCAAGGUGACCAGCUGCUUAGUGCCAAAGUCUACUUUGACAAUGUGAGGUAUGAAGAUGCUCUGAAAAUCCUUCAGUGUGCGGAGCCUUAUAAGGUCAGCUUCCAACUGAAGAGGACCAUCCCUGGAGCGGAGGUCAGCAUGCGGCCUCGAGUUCCCAGUGUGGAAGUCAAAGGUCCCAAAGCUAAGAUGGCCAAAAUGAGUGUAAAAGGCACCAAGCCAUUCAAGGCCAAGAAGAAAAGAGGUGGUCGUUUUGGUCUGAAGAGGCUGAAGGAGAAGCGCAGAGAGGAGCUGGUGAUAGAGGGAACACCGCCCCGGCUGGAGAUGAGUGAUGUGGACGUGGAGUUUUCUCUCCCCAAAUUCAAACAGAAGAGGAGUGGGAAGGUUGAAGCAGAGAGAGCUGGAGGAGCAGCGGCCUUGGGGAAGGCCAAGAGGAAGAUCAGGUUUCCCCAUAUGAAAGCAAAAGGAGGAAAAGUGGAAACCACUCAACUUGAGGGACAGGUGACUAUUCCUCCAUCUGAAAUGCCUGGAGCUAAAGUGAAAACAAAAGAAAAAGGACACAAGUUUGGAAUCACCUUCCCUAAGACCAAACACACAAAGUCAGGCUCUGCUUUGGAAACUGGAUCUGUGGAGCUGAAGCUGCCAGGUGUGAACAUCCAGCCACCAUCAGCGGAGUUCAGUUUGUCUGGCAAUAACUCGCCAGAUGUGGAGUUUGCACUCCCUUCCGGAAAAGCUGAGGCAUCUUGGCCCAUUGUGAAGGGAAAGGCAGAAAUAAAAGCUCCUAAAAGCAACAUCAAAGGAGGAGUUGAUGUAGCUGUGGGAAAAUCUGACAUAGACAUUGGCAAAGGAGGCAAAGGAGAUGCAAAGCUCAGAAUGCCAAAGUUGAAACUACCCAAAGUUAGACUCUCACGUCAUUCAGAUGAAAUAGAUGGCGACAUCCAGAUUAAAGCUGAAGGGCGGAAAAUGCCACAUGCUGACGUAACACCUCCAAAAGUAGAAAUAAAAGGAGAUGGGGAGAUUUGUCUCCCCGAAGCAAAUAUAACAAAACCAAAGUUGGAGGGUGAUUUGUCAGGAAAAGCUGCGUCUAUUCAUAUGCCUUCUGUUGAUAUUACUUUACCAAAAGUGAAAGGAAAGACUGCCAUGGACAUUUCAAUGAAGGACCAUGAAGGAGCUGGUAAGACAGCAAUCAAAAUGCCUGCUAUUGACAUCUCAGUGCCUGAUGUUGAUUUGGAAAUGGACACUGGACGACGAAUUCCUGAUGAGGUGGAGGGCACUUUUAAAGGGCCCAAAAUCUCCAUGCCAAAGGUUGAUAUCUCAUUACCAAAGAUGGGAUCGCCUGAUGUGGAUAUUGAAUGCCCAGAAGCUGGAGAGAAAAUCAGCCUACCUUCUGUAGACAUCUCUCUCCCGAGUGUGAACACAGAGGGUGGAGAUGUGGAUAUGGACUAUUAUGUUGGUGGUGAUGGGAAGUUUAAAAUGCCUGAUUUUGACAUAUCUCUCCUAAAAAUGAGAUCACCAGAAGGAGAAGUAAAUAUAAAAGGACAAGAGGCGGAAGGAGGCUUCAAGUUACCAAAAGUAGACUUGACCCUUCCGAAAGGCAAAGCAGGAACAACUAACAUUGAAGGAGGAGGAAAAUUUAAGUUACCAUCAUUUGACAUCUCCCUCCCUAAAAUGAAGACAGGUGAGGUGGAAGUCGACAAUGAAGGUUAUGACGUGAAAGGAGGUAAAUUUGAAAUGACCACACCCGAUGUUUCUCUACCCAAAGGCAAAAUGGAGGGAGAAGCGCAAGCUGGGAAAGGAGGAAAAAUCAAAAUACCUACCUUUGAUGUUUCUUUACCAAAACUUGAACAACCAGAGUGUAACAUGAACAUAGAGGGGCCUGAAUUUGAGGGUGACAGUAAGAUCCAGAUGCCCUCAGUUGAUAUAUCUCUGCCAAAAGUAAAGAUGGAAGAUGACACUGAAAUGGAGGGUCCAUCUGCAAGAGGAGGGAAGUUCAAAAUACCCUCAUUCGAUGUCAGACUACCUAAGAUGGGGACAUCUAGGGCUGUGGUUGACUUGCAAGGAUCUGAGAUUAAAGGAGGGGAAAUUGGGGUGCCAUCAAUAGGCAUUUCUUUACCUGAAGGUAAAUCCAAGGGUGAGGUUGAUAUAGAGGGAAAAGGCGGCAAGUUUAAAAUGCCUUCAUAUAAUGUAGCUCUUCCAAAAAUGAAGUCACCUGAGGGAGAGGUUGUUUUGGAGGGACCUAAAUUAAAAGGUGGAAAGAUCAAGAUGCCUACUGCCGAUAUUUCCAUUCCCCAAGGAAACCUAGAGGGAGAUUUAAACAUUGAUGGUGGUGAAGUAAAAGGAGGUAAAGUCAGCAUGCCCUCUGUAGACAUUUCUCUCCCAAAAAUUGAUCUACCUGAAGGCGAUGUCAACUUAGAAUGCCCUGAACUUCCCAAUGUUGACUUUUCACUUCAAAAGGGAAACUUAGAGGGCAACUUGCAGCUUGAGGGCAGUGGUGGUAGCAUGCCCAAGUUCAAGGUGCCGACUUUUGACAUCUCACUUCCAAAGAUGAAAACGAAGGAGGGAGAGGUUGACAUUGAAGGACCUGAAGUCAAAGGAGGAAAGUUCCAGAUACCUUCUUUUGAUGUGUCACUUCCAAAGAUCAAAUCACAGGGAAGAAUUACUGACAAAGAAGGUCCUGAGUUUAAGGUUAAAUCACCAGAGGCAGAUUUAGACCUAAAGACAACUGAAAUUAAAGGAGGGGAAAUUGACAUGCCUACAAUUGAUAUCUCUCUUCCAAAAGGAAAAGCAGAGGGUAAGAUAGAUUUUGAAGAACCCUCAGGAAAAGGUGGCAGGUUUAAGAUGCCUACAUUUGAUGUAUCCCUACCAAAGGUGAAGAUGCCUGAGGGAAAGAUUGGCCUUGAGGGACCCUCAGUUGACAUCUCUAUACCAAAAGGAAAAGCAGAGGGUGACACUGAAACUAAAAGCAAAGGAGGACAUUUUCAUAUGCCCUCAAUUGACGUUUCUCUCCCUAAAUUAAAAUCAAAGCGAGGUGACAUAAAUAUUGAGGGACCAGAAAUCAAAGGUGGGGAACUGAAAAUGCCGACUAUUGACAUCUCACCCGCCCAAGGAACAUUAGAAGGUAAUAUCAAUGUCGAAGGUAAAGGAAAAGGAGGCAAGUUCAGCCUGCCAUCCCUCUCUGCUGUACAAUUCCCUGAAGGAGAUGUGAAUUUUCAAGGUCCGAAAGUCAAAGGCUGGAAGUUUGAAAUGCCAAAAAUCGACAUCUCACUUCCUGAAGGUAAAGCACAGGGAGACAUUGAUAUUGACAUUCACUCUGGAAAAGAUAGGAAUAUUGACAUACCAUCCUGUGAUAUUGGACUUCCUAAAGGAAAAGUCACAGGUGACAUAAAUGUUGAAGGUCCUGAAAGGAAAGGGGGAAAGUUAAAAAUGCCAAAAUUUGAUAUUUCAUUACCAAAGGUAAAUUUUCCUGAGGGUGACGUCAAAUUAAAAGGGCCCGACAUCAAGGGCAGGAAGAUUGAGAUGCCAGACAUUGAUAUUUCUCUCCCUAAAACAAAAGCUAAGGGACCAGAAAUCAACAUUGAAGGUCCUGAACUUAAGGGAGGAAAAAUCAACAUGCCAGACAUUGACCUUUCACUCCCCAAAGGGAAGGCUGAUGCUGACCUCAGUAUUGAGGGUCCUGAGGUAAAAGGAGGAAAAUUGAAAAUGCCCAAAUUUGACGUUUCACUUCCAAAGAUGAACCUACCAGAGGGCAGUUUGGAAAUGCCGACAGUUGAUAUUUCACUACCAAAAGGAAAAGUAAAGGGAGAUGUUGACAUUGAGGGACUUGGUGGUAAAGGAGGCAAGUUUCACAUGCCCACAGUUGAUAUCUCUCUUUCUAACGUAAAAACAAAGGGAGCUGAUCUUGAUAUAGAAGGACCUGAGCUUAAAGGUGACAUUUCACUUCCAGAAGGAAAACCUAAGGGUGACCUAAAUGUUGAAGGCCCUGAGGUAAAAGGGGGGGGGAUUAAAAUGCCAAAAUUUGAUAUGUCUUUACCAAAAGGGAGUCUCCCAAGGGGUGAUGUCAAAAUAAAAGGCCCAGACAUCAAGGGAGGGAAGAUUGAGAUGCCUGACAUUGAUAUUUCACUUCCUAAAGGGAAAGCAGGUGGAGAAGUUGAAAUUCAAGGACAUGCUGGCAAAGGAGGGAAGUUCCAUAUGCCCUCUAUUGACAUCUCUCUUCCUAAAAUGAAAGCAAAGGGACCAGAGAUAAAUGUUGAAGGCCCUGAAGUUAAAGGUGGAAAGCUAAACAUGCCAUCACUUGACCUUUCUCUGUCCAAAAUAAAAUCUCCUGAUAUAGAUGUCAGCCUUGAAGGUCCUGAUAUUAAAGGAGAAAAGGUCAAUAUCCCGACUGUUGACAUUUCUCUUCCCAAAGGAAAGAUUGAGGGUGACAUAAAUGUUGAAGGGCCUGAGAUGAAAGGGGGGAAAUUCAAGAUGCCAAAAUUUGGUGUUUCUUUACCAAAAGUGAGUCUCCCAAAGUUUGAUGCCAACGUGGAAGGACCAGACAUGAAAGGAAAAAUUGAAAUGCCAACUGUUGAUAUUUCACUUCCAAAAGGAAAGCCAGAUGUGGACGUGUCACUCCCAAAAAUUAAGUCUCCAGAGGUAGAUAUCAGCCUUGAGGGUCCUGAUGUUAAAGGAGGAAAGUUUAAGAUGCCAACUGCUGACAUUUCACUCCCCAAAGGAAAGGUUGAAGGUGACCUUGAUGUUGAGGGCCCUGAUGUGAAGGGGGGUAAGUUUAAAAUGCCAAGAUUUGAUGUGUCUUUACCAAAAGUGAGUCUCCCAGAAGGUGAUGCCAAAAUAAAAGGCCCGCACAUUAAGGGAGGGAAGAUUGAGCUGCCAGACAUUGAUAUUUCUCUCCCCAAAGGAAAAGCAGAAGGAGAAAUUGAAAUUGAAGGACAUGCUGGAAAAGGAGGGAAGUUCCAUAUGCCCUCUAUUGACAUCUCUCUACCUAAAAUAAAAGCGAAGGGACCAGAGAUCAAUAUUGAAGGUCCUGAACUUAAGGGAGGAAAGAUCAACAUGCCAGACAUUGACCUUUCACUCCCCAAAGGAAAGGCUGAUGCUGACCUCAGUAUUGAGGGUCCUGAGGUAAAAGGAAGCAAAUUGAAAAUGCCCAAAUUUGACGUUUCACUUCCAAAGAUAAACCUACCAGAGGGGAGUGUUAAAGUGGAGGGACCUGAGAUGAAAGGAGGAAAGAUGGAAAUUCCGACAGUUGAUAUUUCACCCCCUAAAGGAAAAGUAAAGGGGGAUGUUGACAUUGAGGGACAUGGUGGUAAAGGAGGCAAGUUUCACAUGCCCAAAUUUGAUAUCUUGCUUCCUAAAAUAAAAACAAAGGGAGCUGAUCUUGAUAUAGAAGGACCUGAGCUUAAAGGUGACAUUUCACUUCCAGAAGGAAAACUUAAGGGUGACCUAAAUGUUGAAGGCCCUGAGGUAAAAGGGGGGGGCGUUAAAAUGCCAAAAUUUGAUGUGUCAUUGCCAAAAUUGAAUCUCCCAGAGGGUGAUGUCAAAAUAAAAGGCCCAGACAUCAAGGGAGGGAAGAUUGAGAUGCCUGACAUUGAUAUUUCACUUCCUAAAGGGAAAGCAGGUGGAGAAGUUGAAAUUCAAGGACAUGCUGGCAAAGGAGGGAAGUUCCAUAUGCCCUCUAUUGACAUCUCUCUUCCUAAAAUGAAAGCAAAGGGACCAGAGAUAAAUGUUGAAGGCCCUGAAGUUAAAGGUGGAAAACUAAACAUGCCAUCACUUGACCUUUCUCUGUCCAAAAUAAAAUCUCCUGAUAUAGAUGUCAGCCUUGAAGGUCCUGAUAUUAAAGGAGAAAAGGUCAAUAUCCCGACUGUUGACAUUUCUCUUCCCAAAGGAAAGAUUGAGGGUGACAUAAAUGUUGAAGGGCCUGAGAUGAAAGGGGGGGAAUUCAAGAUGCCAAAAUUUGGUGUUUCUUUACCAAAAGUGAGUCUCCCAAAGUUUGAUGCCAACGUGGAAGGACCAGACAUGAAAGGAAAAAUUGAAAUGCCAACUGUUGAUAUUUCACUUCCAAAAGGAAAGCCAGAUGUGGACGUGUCACUCCCAAAAAUUAAGUCUCCAGAGGUAGAUAUCAGCUUUGAGGGUCCUGAUGUUAAAGGAGGAAAGUUUAAGAUGCCAACUGCUGACAUUUCACUCCCCAAAGGAAAGGUUGAAGGUGACCUUGAUGUUGAGGGCCCUGAUGUGAAGGGGGGUAAGUUUAAAAUGCCAAGAUUUGAUGUGUCUUUACCAAAAGUGAGUCUCCCAGAAGGUGAUGCCAAAAUAAAAGGCCCGCACAUUAAGGGAGGGAAGAUUGAGCUGCCAGACAUUGAUAUUUCUCUACCCAAAGGAAAAGCAGAAGGAGAAAUUGAAAUUGAAGGACAUGCUGGAAAAGGAGGGAAGUUCCAUAUGCCCUCUAUUGACAUCUCUCUACCUAAAAUAAAAGCGAAGGGACCAGAGAUCAACAUUGAAGGUCCUGAACUUAAGGGAGGAAAGAUCAACAUGCCAGACAUUGACCUUUCACUCCCCAAAGGAAAGGCUGAUGCUGACCUCAGUAUUGAGGGUCCUGAGGUAAAAGGAAGCAAAUUGAAAAUGCCCAAAUUUGACGUUUCACUUCCAAAGAUAAACCUACCAGAGGGGAGUGUUAAAGUGGAGGGACCUGAGAUGAAAGGAGGAAAGAUGCCAGCAAUGCCAGCUGUUGACGUAUCAGUUCCAGUGGGAAAAGUGGAGGAAGAUAUCAAUAUUGAAGGACCAUCUGGAAAGGGAAAGUUUGAAGUGCCAAAAGCUGACUUUCAUGGUAAAAAAGGUGGUGGGCUCCACAUGCCAACUAUUGACAUAAAUCUCCCCAAAUUAGAUUUUGACCUCAGCCUGCCCUCUGGUCUGAAAGACAAAAGCCUCCACAUGGACACCAGUGGCCCUGACAUAUCAGGAGAUUUAGAGAUGUCUGGUCUCAAAGGAGAUAUUAAACCAGCCAAGUUGAAAGUUAAGAGUGCAGACAUUGAGACAGGUGGUGUAGAAGGUCCAGGUACAUCUCUCAAACUUCCCUCUGUCAAACUACCAACGGUUGACAUUGCAGCUCCAAAGGUGGAUUUAGACUUUGGCCUAACAAAACCAAAAGGUGAUGAUGUGGAAGUGGAGCUUCUGAAAGCAGAGGGAGGGAGGCCUUCUUCGGGAGGCAGCUUUGAGCUACCUGAUGUCUCCCUCAAACUCGGCAGUUUUACUUUUCCCAGGUUUGGUGGAAAGUCAAAGAGUGGGGAUUUGGAGAUAUCAGGACAAGGCCCCAAGGGAGAUGUUUCCCUCAGCCCACCACAUAUAGAGGGAGAGAUUAGGACACCGUCAGUAGAGUUUGAUGGGAAAGGAAAAGUUAAGGUAAAAAAACCUAAAAUAAAGUUCCCCUCAUUUGGAAUAUCCAAAAAAGAUGCAGAUGCAUCAGUGUCUUGUCCUGAUGUGGAAAAGGGGAAAGUUGACCUUCCUAAGCCAGAAUUGAAUGUUGAAAGCCCAGACGAAAAAUCAAAAUACAAAGUGAAAUUCCCCAAAUUUAAAAUAUCAUCACCAAAAGGUCAAUUGCCAGAAGGAGAAGUUGAUGCCAAACUGGAGGCAGAUGUGGAAGGGAAGGGUGGCUUACAUGCACCUGAUGUAACUAUCAAACUACCCAAAUUCUCCAUGCCAGGAUUUGGCUUGAAAGAAAAAGAUUUAAGUAAACCAAGGGGUAACCUUGAAGCUAAGGCUAAGGUCAAGAUGCCUUCUGUUGAGUUGUCACUACCAGCAGCCAAAACACCAGAAACUGAAGUUCUUCUCCCCAAAGCAGAAGUGGAUGUCUCAGAGGCUGAUAUCAAAGGUUAUGAGGGAAACCUUAAAAUUCCGAAAAUGCCAACAAUUGAUGUUUCCAUUCCCAAAAUAGACUUGGAUGUAUCCCUGCCAAAAGGAAAGUCCCCAAAGAUUGAGGGACCAGAAGUGGAACUAAAAGGAGGUGAAGGAAAAUUCAAAAUGCCUCACAUAAAAAUGCCAUCAAUAGAUGUGUCUCUUCCUAAAGGGAAAUCUGGAGAUCUUGAUGUACCAAACCUUGAAAUAGAUGGGGAUGGAGAUGCCAAAUUUAAGAUGCCUGAUAUCAAAAUGCCCAGUGUUGACAUAACCUUGCCAAAGGCAAAAAGUGGAAAGAUUGAUACUCCACAUCUUGAUGUAGAAGGAAAGGGGGGCAAAUUUAGAAUGCCUGGUAUCAAAAUGCCAAACUUCGACAUAUCUCUGCCCAAAGUAAAAACUGGUAAAUUAGAAGGACCAGUUGUUGAAAUCGAGGGAUCCAAAGGAAAGAUUGAAGGUCCAGAGAUGGAGCUCAAAGGGGAGGGUGGAAUAUUCAAAAUGCCACACCUCAGCAUGCCCUCUGUUGACAUUUCACUUCCAAAAGGAGAGAUUGAAGGUCCGGAGGUUGAAUUGGAGGGAGGUACUGGAGGAAAGUUCAAAAUGCCUCACAUGAAAAUGCCAGAUUUUGACAUCUCUCUGCCCAAAGGCAAGAUUGAAGGUCCAGAUAUUGAAAUGAAGGGCGAUGGAGGAGGAAAAUUCAAAAUGCCUCAUAUGAAAAUGCCAGAUUUCAACAUCUCACUGCCCAAAGGAAAGACUGAAGGUCCAGAUGUGGAGGUUAAAGGGGAAGGUGGGAAAUUCAAGAUGCCACAUCUCAGCAUGCCCUCUGCUGACUUUACACUUCCAAAAGGAAAGAUUGAAGGUCCGGAAGUUGAAUUGGAGGGAGGUACUGGAGGAAAGUUCAAAAUGCCUCACAUGAAAAUGCCAGAUUUUGACAUCUCUCUGUCCAAAGGCAAGAUUGAAGGUCCAGAUGUUGAAAUGAAGGGAGAUGGGGGAGGAAAAUUCAAAAUGCCUCACGUGGAAAUGCCAGAUUUUGACAUCUCUCUGCCCAAAGGCAAGAUUGAAGGACCAGAUGUUGAAAUGAAGGGAGAUGGGCGAGGAAAAUUCAAAAUGCCUCACAUGAAAAUGCCAGAUUUCAACAUCUCACUGCCCAAAGGAAAGAUUGAAGGUCCAGAUGUGGAGGUCAAAGGGGAAAGUGGAAAAUUCAAAAUGCCACACCUCAGUAUGCCCUCUGUUGAUAUUUCACUUCCAAAAGGAAAAAUUGAAGGUCCAGAAGUUGAAUUGGAGGGAGGUAACGGAGGAAAAUUCAAAAUGCCUCAUAUGAAAAUGCCAGAUUUCAACAUCUCACUGCCCAAAGGUAAGAUUGAAGGUCCAGAGGUGGAGGUCAAAGGUGAAGGUGGAAAAUUCAAGAUGCCACAUCUCAACAUGCCCUCUGUUGAUAUUUCACUUCCAAAAGGAAAGAUUGAAGGUCCAGAAGUUGAAUUGGAGGGAGGUACCGGAGGAAAGUUCAAAAUGCCUCACAUGAAAAUGCCAAAUGUUGAUCUGUCUUUGCCAAAAGGCAAGAUUGAAGGACCAGAUAUUGAAAUGAAGGGCGACGGAGGAGGAAAAUUCAAAAUGCCUCAUAUGAAAAUGCCAGAUUUCAACAUCUCACUGCCCAAAGGAAAGACUGAAGGUCCCGAUGUGGAGGUCAAAGGGGAAGGUGGAAAAUUCAAGAUGCCACACCUCAGCAUGCCCUCUGUUGAUAUUUCACUUCCAAAAGGAAAAAUUGAAGGUCCAGAAGUUGAAUUGGAGGGAGGUACCGGAGGAAAGUUCAAAAUGCCUCACAUGAAAAUGCCAGAUUUCAACAUCUCACUGCCCAAAGGUAAGAUUGAAGGUCCAGAGGUGGAGGUCAAAGGUGAAGGUGGAAAAUUCAAGAUGCCACAUCUCAACAUGCCCUCUGUUGAUAUUUCACUUCCAAAAGGAAAGAUUGAAGGUCCAGAAGUUGAAUUGGAGGGAGGUACCGGAGGAAAGUUCAAAAUGCCUCACAUGAAAAUGCCAAAUGUUGAUCUGUCUUUGCCAAAAGGCAAGAUUGAAGGACCAGAUAUUGAAAUGAAGGGCGACGGAGGAGGAAAAUUCAAAAUGCCUCAUAUGAAAAUGCCAGAUUUCAACAUCUCACUGCCCAAAGGAAAGACUGAAGGUCCCGAUGUGGAGGUCAAAGGGGAAGGUGGAAAAUUCAAGAUGCCACACCUCAGCAUGCCCUCUGUUGAUAUUUCACUUCCAAAAGGAAAAAUUGAAGGUCCAGAAGUUGAAUUGGAGGGAGGUACCGGAGGAAAGUUCAAAAUGCCUCACAUGAAAAUGCCAAAUGUUGAUUUGUCUUUGCCCAAAGGCAAGAUUGAAGGUCCAGAUGUUGAAAUGAAGGGAGAUGCAGGAGGAAAAUUCAAAAUGCCUCACGUGAAAAUGCCAGAUUUCGACAUAUCUCUGCCCAAAAGCAAGAUUGAAGGUCCAGAUGUUGAAAUGAAGGGAGAUGGAGGAGGAAAAUUCAAAAUGCCUCACAUGAAAAUGCCAGAUUUCAACAUCUCACUGCCCAAAGGAAAGAUUGAAGGUCCAGAUGUGGAGGUCAAAGGGGAGAGUGGAAAAUUCAAAAUGCCACACCUCAGUAUGCCCUCUGUUGAUAUUUCACUUCCAAAAGGAAAAAUUGAAGGUCCAGAAGUUGAAUUGGAGGGAGGUAACGGAGGAAAGUUCAAAAUGCCUCACAUGAAAAUGCCAAAUGUUGAUCUGUCUUUGCCAAAAGGCAAGAUUGAAGGACCAGAUAUUGAAAUGAAGGGCGACGGAGGAGGAAAAUUCAAAAUGCCUCAUAUGAAAAUGCCAGAUUUCAACAUCUCACUGCCCAAAGGAAAGACUGAAGGUCCCGAUGUGGAGGUCAAAGGGGAAGGUGGAAAAUUCAAGAUGCCACACCUCAGCAUGCCCUCUGUUGACAUUUCACUUCCGAAAGGAAAGAUUGAAGGUCCAGAAGUUGAAAUGGAGGGAGGUACUGGAGGAAAGUUCAAAAUGCCUCACAUGAAAAUGCCAGAUUUUGACAUCUCUCUGCCCAAAGGCAAGAUUGAAGGUCCAGAUGUUGAAUUGGAGGGAGGUACCGGAGGAAAGUUCAAAAUGCCUCACAUGAAAAUGCCAAAUGUUGAUUUGUCUUUGCCCAAAGGCAAGAUUGAAGGUCCAGAUGUUGAAAUGAAGGGAGAUGCAGGAGGAAAAUUCAAAAUGCCUCACGUGAAAAUGCCAGAUUUCGACAUAUCUCUGCCCAAAGGCAAGAUUGAAGGUCCAGAUGUUGAAAUGAAGGGAGAUGGAGGAGGAAAAUUCAAAAUGCCUCACAUGAAAAUGCCAGAUUUCAACAUCUCACUGCCCAAAGGAAAGAUUGAAGGUCCAGAUGUGGAGGUCAAAGGGGAGAGUGGAAAAUUCAAAAUGCCACACCUCAGUAUGCCCUCUGUUGAUAUUUCACUUCCAAAAGGAAAAAUUGAAGGUCCAGAAGUUGAAUUGGAGGGAGGUAACGGAGGAAAGUUCAAAAUGCCUCACAUGAAAAUGCCAAAUGUUGAUCUGUCUUUGCCAAAAGGCAAGAUUGAAGGACCAGAUAUUGAAAUGAAGGGCGACGGAGGAGGAAAAUUCAAAAUGCCUCAUAUGAAAAUGCCAGAUUUCAACAUCUCACUGCCCAAAGGAAAGACUGAAGGUCCCGAUGUGGAAGUCAAAGGGGAAGGUGGAAAAUUCAAGAUGCCACACCUCAGCAUGCCCUCUGUUGACAUUUCACUUCCAAAAGGAAAGAUUGAAGGUCCAGAAGUUGAAAUGGAGGGAGGUACUGGAGGAAAGUUCAAAAUGCCUCACAUGAAAAUGCCAGAUUUUGACAUCUCUCUGCCCAAAGGCAAGAUUGAAGGUCCAGAUGUUGAAAUGAAGGGAGAUGGGGGAGGAAAGUUCAAAAUGCCUCACAUGAAAAUGCCAGAUUUUGACAUCUCUCUGCCCAAAGGCAAGAUUGAAGGUCCAGAUGUUGAAAUGAAGGGAGAUGCAGGAGGAAAAUUCAAAAUGCCUCAUGUGGAAAUGCCAGAUUUUGACAUGUCUCUGCCCAAAGGCAAGAUUGAAGGACCAGAUGUUGAAAUGAAGGGAGAUGGGCGAGGAAAAUUCAAAAUGCCUCACAAGAAAAUGCCAGAUUUCAACAUCUCACUGCCCAAAGGAAAGAUUGAAGGUCCAGAUGUGGAGGUCAAAGGGGAAAGUGGAAAAUUCAAGAUGCCACACCUCAACAUGCCCUCUGUUGAUAUUUCACUUCCAAAAGGAAAGAUUGAAGGUCCAGAAGUUGAGUUGGAGGGAGGUACUGGAGGAAAGUUCAAAAUGCCUCACAUGAAAAUGCCAAAUUUUGACAUCUCUCUGCCCAAAGGCAAGAUUGAAGGUCCAGAUGUUGAAAUGAAGGGAGAUGGGGGAGGAAAAUUCAAAAUGCCUCACGUGGAAAUGCCAGAUUUUGACAUCUCUCUGCCCAAAGGCAAGAUUGAAGGACCAGAUGUUGAAAUGAAGGGAGAUGGGCGAGGAAAAUUCAAAAUGCCUCACAUGAAAAUGCCAGAUUUCAACAUCUCACUGCCCAAAGGAAAGAUUGAAGGUCCAGAUGUGGAGGUCAAAGGAGAAAGUGGAAAAUUCAAAAUGCCACACCUCAGUAUGCCCUCUGUUGAUAUUUCACUUCCAAAAGGAAAGAUUGAAGGUCCAGAAGUUGAAUUGGAGGGAGGUACUGGAGGAAAAUUCAAAAUGCCUCACAUGAAAAUGCCAGAUUUCAACAUCUCAUUGCCCAAAGGAAAGACUGAAGGUCCAGAUGUGGAGGUCAAAGGGGAAGGUGGGAAAUUCAAGAUGCCACACCUCAACAUGCCCUCUGUUGACAUUUCACUUCCAAAAGGAAAGAUUGAAGGUCCGGAAGUUGAAAUGGAGGGAGGUACUGGAAGAAAGUUCAAAAUGCCUCACAUGAAAAUGCCAGAUUUCGACAUCUCUUUGCCCAAAGGCAAGAUUGAAGGUCCAGGUGUUGAAAUGGAGGGAGAUGGAGGAGGAAAAUUCAAAAUGCCUCACAUGAAAAUGCCAGAUUUCGACAUAUCUAUGCCCAAAGGCAAGAUUGAAGGACCAGAUGUUGAAAUGAAGGGAGAUGGAGGAGGAAAAUUCAAAAUGCCUCACAUGAAAAUGCCAGAUGUCAACAUCUCAUUGCCCAAAGGAAAGAUUGAAGUUCCAGAUGUGGAGGUCAAAGGGGAAAGUGGAAAAUUCAAGAUGCCACAUCUCAGCAUGCCCUCUGUUGACAUUUCACUUCCAAAAGGAAAGAUAGAAGGUCCAGAUGUUGAAAUGAAGGGAGAUGGAGGAGGAAAAUUCAAAAUGCCUCACAUGAAAAUGCCAGAUGUCAACAUCUCACUGCCCAAAGGAAAGACUGAAGGUCCAGAUGUGGAGGUCAAAGAAGAAAGUGGAAAAUUCAAAAUGCCACACAUCAGCAUGCCCUCUGUUGAUAUUUCACUUCCGAAAGGGAAGAUUGAAGGUCCAGAAGUUGAAAUGGAGGGAGGUACUGGAGGAAAGUUCAAAAUGCCUCACAUGAAAAUGCCAGAUUUUGAUAUAUCUCUGCCCAAAGGCAAGAUUGAAGGUCCAGAUGUUGAAAUGAAGGGAGAUGGAGGAGGAAAAUUCAAAAUGCCUCAUAUGAAAAUGCCAGAUUUUGAUGUCUCUCUGCCAAAAGGCAAGAUUGAAGGUCCAGAGGUGGAGCUCAAAGGUGAGGGUGGAAAAUUCAAAAUGCCACAUCUCAGCAUGCCCUCUGUUGAUAUUUCACUUCCAAAAGGGAAGAUUGAAGGUCCAGAGGUUAAGAUGGAGGGAGGGACAGGAGGGAAAUUCCAAAUGCCUCAUAUGAAAAUGCCGGAUGUUGGCAUCUCUCUGCCCAAAGGAAAAAUUGGUAAAGUUGACAUAUCUCUUCCUAAAGGAAAACCUUCAAUUGAAGGUCCAGGUAUAGAGAUUAAGAGAGAUGGAGGACAGUUCAAGAUGCCAAAUAUGGAUAUAUCUAUUCCUAAAGGAAAAUCAAGUAUUAACACACCAGAGAAGAGAGUUGAGGCAGAGGGUGGAACCAUCAAGCUGCCACAUAUCAAGAUGCCAAAAGUUGAUAUUUCAUUUCCUAAUGGUAAAAGUAAAGACACCGAAGCACUGGCUGUAGAGAUGGAAGUCCCAGGAGGAGAGAUCAAAGGUCCAGAUGUUCAACUUCCAAAGGGAGCUAUAUCAGUGCCAAAAGGCACAUCAAGCAAAGCACAGAUCAACUUACCAACUAUUGAGGCAGGAGGGAAAAUUGGAGUGCCACAAGUCACAUCACCGGAUCUAGACAUCAGCGUGACACCUAGUAAACCUAAACAAGACACAGAGGCUCAUGCAGACGCAGAUUUGCAUGUUGAAGGAGAGCACAAAGGUCUGAAACUUAAGAUGCCAACAAUAGAUAUUAAGGGUCCAAAAGGAGACUUGGAGCUUGAUAUAGGCCUUCAUAGAGGAGAGGGCAAGAAGGACAGGAAAAAAGUCGAACUACCUGACUUGGAUCUCAGCACAGCAGGAACCAGCAGUAAAGUAAAGGGGCCUAAAGUCAAAGGUACAAAAUUCAAGAUUGGAAUGCCAAAAAAGAAAGCUGGCAAAGAUGCAACAGCAGAAGCAAAAACUUGUAAAAACUGUGGCAGUGUGGAGCUAGGUGGUCAAGUCAAACAUGUAUGCAAAGUUAAAGAAAGAUGUGAGUAUGAAGUUGAAGUUGAAACUCACAAUGAGCAUAAAGAGGACAAAGGUCAUAUUAACAUCUCAGUGCCAGAGGUUACAUUACCAGGUGUUAGUCUGAAAACCAAACAGGAAUCAGUCAACCUAGAAACAGGGGGAGUUAACCUCUCAUCGCCCAGUGCAGAAAUCAAAGUCCCCAGGAUCCCAGACAUAGAGUUUGAUAUUGGUACAUCACGAGAUGAAGGUGAUGACAAAACAGAAAAAGGCAAGAAAAUCAAAAUCCCUAAGUUUGGAGUCCCAUUACCCUCCAUUUCCUCUCCUGAGGGAAGACUCUAUGGGGCAGAAAUUCAGUAUGAGGGCCCUAAAAUGCCCAAAGUAAAAAAAGCAGUAUUUGUCUUGGUAGACCCUCCCAAAAUAGAUGAACCUGCUCCAUGCACAGGGGUCCCAGAAGAGGAGCCAACUGCUGAGGCUGAGACAGGAGACGUCAAAGUGAAAUUGCCCAAAAUCAAAAUGAAGCCAAACUAUGGGAAGUCCAAAGAUAAAUCAGCUGCUGUGAGCACAGAGAGAGGGGGGGAGGGAGAGGAGAAGUCAAAGGGAGGGAAGAUGAAAAUGCCCAAAGUGUCAUUUUCUCCUGGCAAAUCAGGGUCCUUUGAUGUCAAUCUCAAGGGUGAAGGUUCAAGUCUCAAUGGUGAAAAAGAUGCAAGUCCUCACAAAGGCUCCAAGGAUGAUAAAGGGACAUUCAGUGGCAAAAUCAAACUUCCAAAGGUGGAGCUGACCAGUCCAUAUGGAAAGAUGGCUGCUGGGGAGGAGGACACAGAAAUGAGUGUGAAACUGGGAAAAGGUUCAUCAACAGCAGAUGUGGGGGGAGAUGCUAAAGGGCUUGAAGUAAAAUCCGGCAAUAUAUUUGGAAGUUUCAGUGAGGAGACUUCAAAGGAUGUGGUGUCAUCUCAUGCCAGGACAGAGAUGCUGGACAGGGACAGCUCAGAGUCUCCUGCUGGCUCUACCAUGGAGUUCAGGUCAACAAAGAUCGGGGCUUGGAGUGAGGUGGAGAGCAAAAGCAGAGAGUCUGAAGAAAGAGAGUCUUCCCCCUGGUUCAAGGUCCCUAAGUUCACCCUGAAGCCACACUCCACAGGCUUCCUCCAGAUAACCCCAGAGGGCUCUCCUCAGGCCCAGCGGAAGGGGGAGGUCGGAGGUGAGGUCGACGUCUUGGGAUCUUUCUGCCUUCACACCUCAGGGCCCGUCUUCACCACCCAGGAAAUGUCAGAAGAGCACCAAGUCUCGUCCACCAAGGAGGGAACUGUCACCAUGGUGACCAAGACCUCCAGAACCACCCAGCACACGGUUACCACAGAAACGCGAACAGGUGAAGCUUCGACAAUCACGACAACAACUCAACAGGUGUCAGAUUUAAACUACUGAGGAUGCUGUAAUGAUAUCUUAAAUGUCUUUUCAUUUGUAUGUUUUUCUUUGGUGAGGUUGCAGUGUUCUUGUGAGCUAACUGCAACAUGGCAAACCUCUCUUAAGGAAAAGUCUUUAUUUUAUAUUUUGAUAAGUGAAGUAUGAAUGUGAUGAAAAACAAUGAGAUUUCAUUAACCAGCAAUAUUGUCAUUAUUACAGCAACAGAGUAAUAUAUACUGACCUUUUUUCAUUUUAAAUGUGACUAUUUUUUGUUAUUCUUCGAGUUUUGUUAGUUUAGUCUAAAUUAUUUAUCAGAUUUUGUUUUGGUUUUAAACUGGUUUCACUCUGAAUGUAAACAUGUCAGAUUGCUUCAUUAUUUAUUGUUGUUUGUGUUUUCACAAUGUGCUGGAAUGAGUCAUUUACUCACAUCAGCAUCUUGGAUUUGACCAUGAUUUUAUGAUUAGUUCAAAAUAAUUCAUUUUGAACCACUACAGCACAGGCCAGAGUAAUAUUUAUGUAAAUAUAACUAUAUGAUUGCUUUUUUGAAGCAGUAGCCCUUCAAUCCAAAAUGUAAUUAUUUUCAUAUUCACCAGAGUCAGGAGUAGAAAUUAUAUUUUUUGACCUGAUAACCUAUUUUGUUUGUCUUGAAAAAAAAGUGUGAGCUUUUUGAGAUUAUGGCCUAUUUUCAUUUUCUGCCAUAGUUUUAUAUUUUAAGCAUUUAGCUGGUGCUGUUACCCAGAGAUAGUCACAGUGCGUGAGCAGGACACUCUGGACUCUAUCUGCUGUGGGGAUCAAACCUGUGAACUUCUGGUUACAGGUUGCUCUUGAACAUUUAGGUCAACCUGCUGCUAAUCUAUUUUUAUAUUUAUGUUUUUACUGUACACUGCCAGAAAAAGACACCACUGUAUAUUUUGUGAUUGAGGCUUUGGCUUCAAGAUACACCCCCUGACUGAUGCUGAUGCUGGGAACGAAUUUUGUGAUUUAUGGGUGAUGUUGGGUGCUUUAACAAAAUAAACGAGAGGCAUUUAAAAGGUAAAAACUAUAAACCCUUUUUCUCCCAACCCUUUAAAAAUAUCCCUCUAAAAAUCAUUACUUUAAGGCUGCUACAAUGACGGACUGGCUAAGGAGUGGCGAGCCUUGAUCUUGUACAAACACUGUCAUGUAGCAGAAUAUGUCCUCCAAAGACAGAAGAGAGGGGAUCAAGAACAAGAGGACCAAGGCAUGUUUUACUUUUGAUUAAAAUGUCUUUAUUAAUCUGACAUUCUUCUGUUUUUUAUAUGAACAUUUCUCAGGAUGUUACAGAAUAAUUUACAGACGUUAAAAUGAAUGUCAGAUUAAUACCAGUAUUUUCAUUAAGUGCCUUUUCCCCUUAAUUUUCAAAAAGUGUUUCCUCCAUUUAAAAUAUGAAUUGCUUUGAAAUGCAGGAAGAAAAGCCUUGUGCUGUCUUUUAGAUAUUUAUUUUAUAGUUUCAAGUUUCAUUUCCAAAUACUGUCACUACCAUUUGAAAAAAAGAAAAAAAAGAAAAGUCACUAUAUCGUUGUCAGCAUUCAAUUAAGCUUUUGAAAACUACUGAUUUUAUACACAACUCAUAGCCAUAUACUUGCAAAAUAAGAGUUUAACCGGAUGCAAAAAUCAGAUAUUUUCAAAAUAAUGAGCUAUUAUUCAAGUGGGUGUGAAGCAUUUGAGAAUGAACACUUUUCACUUUACUUGGUUUACUUUACUUGGUUGGUAGAAGGAAUAUAAUUGUGUGAUAAAAUGCAUGAAGAGGUCCUGACAAAUCCACUCCCACAUUUUUACAUUAACAACUUUUAACACUUUGACUGUUUUGCAGGUGAGAGAAUAGAGACAUGUCAAGGUAACACGCACUGAGUAGCUAGUAUCUAUGUGUAUAGAGAUUUUUACUUUUCUGGUUUAAUCAAGUCUUCACAUUUCAUUUAGAUGAUAAGGGGUUUCAGUGCCAAGUGUUUUCGUCAAAGCUGCAUUGGAAAGACUGUUGGUUAAGAUGUUACAUCAAUAAAAUAAUAUUCACACAAAGAUGAA
Molecule: messenger RNA, 18700 nt
Organism: Seriola aureovittata
Lineage: Eukaryota; Metazoa; Chordata; Actinopteri; Carangiformes; Carangidae
Gene: prx
Product: periaxin
Exons: 9
Coding region: 503-16681 (5392 amino acids)
Biological process (GO): regulation of RNA splicing
Cellular component (GO): costamere; cytoplasm; nucleus
Molecular function (GO): protein binding
Source: RefSeq, a predicted model, not a curated record